Molecule: messenger RNA, 438 nt
Organism: Gongylonema pulchrum
Lineage: Eukaryota; Metazoa; Nematoda; Chromadorea; Rhabditida; Gongylonematidae
Source: the annotation of a GenBank genome assembly
AAAGAUGAGACCAAGAAUGCGCAACAGACGGGCUUCCCGAAGGGCAACUGGGUGCAGGGCAUCGUUGAGACGGCAUCGUUGAGACGUCAAAAGAAAGUGGCCACGAGAUCGCCAACAACGGCAAAACCGCUCAAAGGCAAUGAGACACCGCAAGCGCAGAAUGGAAAUGCAGCAGGAAAAGAGAUUGAAAAGCACCCUACUGAGGAAGGACAGGCUGAGAAAGAAAUCGAAGUACCGGCAGAAGCAGAGCAUGCUAACGAGGAGUACGAGAAGUGCAGGACGCCAUCGCCCCUACCUCGCGAGCUAUUCUUUAAAUUGUUCGAACCACCAAAUCGCCAAAAGAAUUUUGGCUGCGCUCCGGUGAAGGAGGCUCGACGAAGUUUGGCAGAAAGAAAUGUGAAACUGCCCGAAAUUCGAUCUGCACGACGCACAGUGUGA